Molecule: messenger RNA, 1701 nt
Organism: Apiotrichum porosum
Lineage: Eukaryota; Fungi; Basidiomycota; Tremellomycetes; Trichosporonales; Trichosporonaceae
Exons: 5
Coding region: 1-1701 (566 amino acids)
Biological process (GO): regulation of DNA-templated transcription
Molecular function (GO): zinc ion binding; DNA-binding transcription factor activity, RNA polymerase II-specific
Source: RefSeq, a predicted model, not a curated record
AUGUCUCCAUCACCACCUCCAGCAGCCAAGCGCAAGCGCACAAAGGUCUCCAACGCCUGUCAACAAUGCCAGUCUCGCAAGUCACGCUGUGAGCUCGUCACCGCGUCGGGCUGUCACCGCUGCCGCGUGCUGGGCACCGACUGUUCGCUGGCGAGGGAUGAGGAGGCAGACGACAGCAACCAAGAUGUGUCCCCCGAUUCAAGCCACGACCCGUUAAAAGCCUCUGCAGCGACCGAGUUACGCACAAUGCGCAUCAAAAUGGAACGCAUGGAGUCAACAAUAGCCAGUCUCGCCCGCCUCCUCGCCGGCGCUCCACAACCUCGACGGCCGGACGGUGAUGGCCAACACCUUGCACUGCCGGCCGACUCGGAGGAGUACUACAUGAGCGCUUCAUCCCGCAUCUCGUAUGCUCUGCAGCUUCCCUAUCGCCCGUCGUUCCCAGACGUUGUCGCUCAUGGCCUCGUCACGUCCGCCGGCUUGCGAGAAGCCAUCCGAAUAACUCGCGAAACGUUGCCGACAUACCUACCCAUCAACCUUGGUCUUGACUCUACGGACCACCUCAUGCGUGCAUGCGUUGUACACUACGCCGCACACCGUUCUCCGACACUGGGUUCCCCGGAAGACACCCGCUUCCGUGCUCGCGUCCUGCAUCGAGUCCAUGUCGAACUAGCAGCACUGCCCUCUGCACCAGCAUCGCGUGAUACCCUGAGAGCCUGUUUGGUCUUUUCGCAUGCCCCAGGUGGAACAACGGUACACGCUCUUCCGAGCAGGGCUGACCCGUUUGGCGCGUCGGCGCGCGCUUUCGCGUCCCUGGAGGAGGUGGGCGUGAACGAGGCGGUGUACAUUUUGGGGCGAGGGGCCUGGACCACAGUGGGCGUCGACAACCUUAUCGAGGACGUUCAGUUGUGUACCAUCGAUAUGCUUGCCUUGUCCUUUUUCCCGCCCGCCUCUUCAGCACCGCGCUUGUACUCGAUCCUUCCAGUGGAACGCGCACGGUCUCUGGGGCCGGAGACGGUGCACCUCGUCCUCGAGUCGAUGCUUCUAGACGCCACGCAGCCGCUGACAGAGGCUGUGCGAGCGUUGAGGAUAGCCCCAACGUUUGACUCUGCCCUCGUGGAUAAUCUUCUGGCGACGAUACAGGCCACUCACGACCGAUUGGAGGCCUGGCGCGAGGUGGUGACCACAGAGUCUCUUGCCACCACCCCGUACCUCCUCCUCCACUCGUACCAGCUGGAGGCUGCCAUGUGCCUCAAGCUGAGCUCAGAUUCAAGACACGCCAUACCCCUCAUUGUUAAGGGUGCCCGAUUCCCUGCCAUCAUUUCAGGUUUUGGCAAGCACCUCGUUGGAUCAUGUCGUGUUAUUGCCGAACAGUCUGUCCAACAAACCACCAACCUGACAAUGCUUCCUGGAUUUUCCCUCACAAUCUGCUUCCUCGCAUAUGCGACGUUGCGGCAGAUAAAGCUCCUGCACCCCGAGAUUGAGUUACCGGACAUGCUCGCCUUUCGGAAGACACUCGAGGAGUCGCACCUCUCCGCUGAGAAGACGUUGACAUACAUUGACAACAUGAACGCGGCCCUGGUGUGGAGUGACUUUGUCAAUUCUCCGCCCGAACCACAAGAGCCAGCCCCGUUCAUGUGGGAGGACAUGUUCUUGGGAUUUGACUGGAAUGCCUUUGAUCAUCAGAUGCUAGGAAACAUAUGA